AUGCGUAGGUCAAAAUCAUCAGGUCUACCAAAAGAUUAUCAUCCAGGAAAAGUUGGUAAGACCAUUAUUGAUCCAAACACUAAGGAUACUUACCUUCUCAACAAAGAAAUUGGUUCUACUUCUGACGGUUGCUGCCGAGUUUACAAAGCUUUACAUUCUGAAUCUAUGGAAAAUGGUACACUUAUCCCUUCUGGCCACGUCACACUGAAGACGAUAAACAAGAAUCAUGAAAAUGAAUGGGUCGAGUUGCAACUGGAAGCUCAUACGAGUUUUACUAAUCCUCGUGGAAAUUUAAUAGCAGUCAAGAAUUAUUUCGAUACUAAUGAAGUUUUAUGCGUUUCAUUGCCAUAUAUGUCAGAAGGUUCUCUUCGUUAUAUUCUUUCUACUCGAACGCAGAAAAUUUUGUCAGAGGAUUGUAUUGCUAUUGUUCUUAAAGAAUCACUUCUUGGUCUAAAAGAUAUUCAUCUUCUUCGAAGGGUUCAUAGAACUUUCAACGCUGGUGAUAUUUUUGUUCAUAUUGAAGAGUCUUCUGGCCAAAUCAGGAUCAAAUUAGCAAAUGGAGCAUCAGUAUAUAAUUCGGAAAAUAUCAAUACUGAAGAAAUUCAAGAAACUGGUUCCAGUUCUUCUGUUUUUCUGGAUCUAAAGAGUAUUUCUAAAUGGGGUUCUGCACCAGAGAUUUUUGAGAAAGAUAAUGCUACAAAUGGACCAAAAACAGAUAUUUGGCUAUUGGGAAUAACGGCAUUGGAAUUAGGGUACGGAGAGUUACCAGUGAUAAAUCGAGAAGACUUGGAUUGUAUAAUCAAGAAGAUAAGGGAAAAGAAGAAAUUGCCAAAAUCACUUGAAAAACUGCUGCAGAAAAAAGGGAAAUUCAAGAAAGGUUUGGAUUUGAUUAAAAGAAAAGAAAAGGUGUUUUCAGAUGAGUUUGAGAGUAUGGUAAUUGAUUGUCUUGCUGAGGAACCUGAAAAGAGGUCAACUGCUGAUCAGCUUCUGAAUUAUCCAUUUUUUACAAUGCAAAGAGAUAUGAAAAAGUUUGAGCAAUUUGUGUUGAAUAAUUGA
Nicotiana attenuata is the source of this 1056-nucleotide messenger RNA. RefSeq names its product serine/threonine-protein kinase BLUS1-like. NCBI's taxonomy places the organism in Eukaryota, Viridiplantae, Streptophyta, Magnoliopsida, Solanales, Solanaceae. The coding region runs from base 1 to 1056 and encodes 351 amino acids. The record is from RefSeq and is a predicted model, not a curated record. Gene Ontology annotation, molecular function: protein kinase activity; ATP binding; protein serine/threonine kinase activator activity. Gene Ontology annotation, biological process: protein phosphorylation. The transcript has a single exon.